CAGUGUAAUGUCAUUUACUCGUGACGCCUAUUUUUCGUAAACGUAACUUGUUUUUGCACUAAUUUAGCAGCAUACGUUAACUUCUUAAGUCAAAACAAUCUUUGUUUUUAUCAAGUGUAUUAUUAAUAACCAUCCAAUCUUUGGGUUCAGCAUUCCUCCACCUGGUGAACUGAAACUGUGUCGCCAGUCAAACACUCACCAUGGGAAUCGGAAACAUCCUCAUGCUCUGCCAGGUCACUGCCUACCUCUUGUGUGCCAUCUUUUCCUUCUUUGUCUUCGCACCGAUGGCAGUGAAUAAAAAUAAUGAUUUUAACGGAAACUGCUUGCUUUUUCCUAAUGGCAGCGUUGAUCCCCAGACGUCGGUGGUAACAAUAAAAACUUGGGGAUCUCCAGGUGGUUGUAACUUUGCCAUCACCAUAGGUAUAGUAGCUCUGCUGGUCUCUAUUGCUCAGCUGGUCCGACUAUCUUUCCAUGUCUUCUACGAGACAGACAGUUCUUUCAUUGGUGCCUUUGGGACGUUCAUUGGAAAUGUCAUCAUAACUGUUAUGGUUUUUAUCUCGGCCAUCAACAUCACGGAGGGUUAUUCAGCUUGGUGUCGACUGAUUGAGCAAGCAGCAUCAAGCUGCUCUUUGGCUGGAUUUGAAGAGAACAUUUGGAAAAAACUUAAAUAUAUCAAGCCAGACAACUAUGCAGUGGAGUUGGGAAUGGUGCAGUUUGGACUUUGGUCUGAGUUUCUGAUCUGGCUGUUCCUCAGCAUUUUCUCCAUCAUCAAGUUGAUCAAGUACAACCAGCAGGAGUCCAUCAUACGCAGCCUGUCCCGGGAGAGACAAAGACUUCUUGGUCACUACAGACAGCCAGACUUUUAAAGUUGCCCCCACCCCCAACCUUUGCCUUCCCCUCUUCCCCAUUACUCUCCUUGCCAUACCUCUUUCAUCUUUUUAUAUUCUUCGUCUACAAAAAGGGUGAUUGUGAGUAUACAUAAAUUGUUCUCAAUGCCACUUUUUCCCACACAUGAAUCUUUCUUAUACAUAUCAUUUUUGUCAUUGUCUUGUAUGAAUAAACAAUGACCUUGGGGUGCAAAGAUUAAGAUUAAGAUUAAGAUUGGCUGAAGAAUAAUUCCCACAGAUGCAAUAAACUGUUAUGGCAGGCAAGACAAAGAA
Asterias rubens (European starfish) is the source of this 1160-nucleotide messenger RNA. RefSeq names its product transmembrane protein 179-like. The transcript has 6 exons. Bases 201 to 866 code for a protein of 221 amino acids. The record is from RefSeq and is a predicted model, not a curated record. Lineage: Eukaryota; Metazoa; Echinodermata; Asteroidea; Forcipulatida; Asteriidae.